ACGCACUGGCAUUCAUGGAAUCAGUUUCACUUUUCCAAUCAUAUUGUGCAGGUCGUAAUUACAUAUAUACAUAUUUAUUCACAGAUCGUUAAUCGUUAAAAAUUUGACAUAGUAAAGAAGGAAUCCAUUUCUCGAAAUGUCUCAACGUGCGUUUGUGAUUAUAUUUCUUGUCUGGAUGAUGGCUACAUUAGCCCUCUCCCAGAAUCCGUGCUCGGCUGGAAAGAUGUGGACAAACUACAACGCCAUGAAAGCCGCAAAUUGUAGAAAUUGCGAUAAAUAUUUUCAUUGCCAAGGAAACUACGAAGCGGUUCGUAAUUGUCGAGGAAUUCUUCAAGUCGCGACGGCCACUGCGAUAAGCAAUUUGCGCGAGUGGGCGCAAGGCAACGACACUCCAGAUUCCGCUGCCGACCAGGCCGCUAAUGUUUACGGGAGAAAUGGAGGAAAUUGUGCGGGCAGAUAUUUGGGAGCGGUUAACUGCAAGUGGAAUCCGAGGACAAAAAAAUGCGGAUAAAACCCUAGUGCACGGUUAUACUGGAAUUUUGGAAAUAAUAAAUAUAGAUGUAUUUAUCUGGCUGAAAUUCAAUGGUUAUGCAAAUGAUCAUAUAAAACGGAGUCCGUUAAAAUAAAAUUCGAAAUGUAGAUCGUGCUAAAUAUUGCUACAUGUUUAGAUAUGUCAUUCCAUUGGUAAUCUGCCUUUCCACAAGAGUGUGAAAAUUCACAUUGUCCAUCCAUAGUCCUUAAAAUUUUAGCGGAUGAAAUAAAACGUUAUCUCAUGCCAAAAA
This is a messenger RNA of Folsomia candida, 782 nucleotides long. Its product is annotated as serum amyloid A-5 protein. The transcript is spliced from 4 exons. The record is from RefSeq and is a predicted model, not a curated record. Lineage: Eukaryota; Metazoa; Arthropoda; Collembola; Entomobryomorpha; Isotomidae. The coding region runs from base 137 to 511 and encodes 124 amino acids. Gene Ontology annotation, cellular component: extracellular region.